ACCCUCCCCGCGCGCCCACCGGACACCCCGCCCGACUUGUUUCUCCCCCUCUCCCGCCUCCCGGGCCGCGCUUUAUCACCAAGCUCCCUGCUCUCACCACUCCUCCCUCCUCCGCAACACACAGUCAUCCAUCACACCAGAGGCGAUCGACCUCAGCCGAUUAGCUAGCUAGCGAUGUGCCGCGCCACGACGAUGGAGGACGGCCCCCACGCCGGGGGCUUCCUCCGCCCGACCCUCGACAUCCGCGCCUUCUACCUCCGCCUCUCCUCUUCCUCUUCCCCUUCCGCCCCGGCGCCGGCGGAGCUCGCGCUCGUCUACCACCCGGCGAUAGGCGGCGCCGCGCUGGCGCUCAACGGCCGCGCGCUCCCGCCGGCGGCGCCCGCGGAGGUCACGCUCCGCCAGGUCGCCGGGGACGCGUACGCCAGCGCCGACCGCGUCGCCGCCACCGAGGGCGCGCGGUUCGAGGUUUACGCCGGGAAGGAGAUGGCGGCGGAGGGCGUCUUCAGGCGCCGCCGAAUCAGCGGGGAGGGUGGUUGGCGCGUGGAGUGCCGCCGGGCCGCGGCGGCGUCGCCGACGGUGGCGGUGGCGGAGGUGGUGGUGCUCGCGGAGGGCGGCGUGCUGAUGCGGGACAGGGCGAGGGCGACGUCCAGGCGGCGGAUCGGGUGCGGGGCCACGAGGCUCGAGGGGAUCCCGGAGGAGGCCACGGACGUCGGACGGGGGUGCCAGUGCGGGGGGGCAUGCGGCGAUGACGAGUGGGAGGUGGUCGGGGACGACUCCGACGACGCCGUGGCGUGGAAAGAGGAGGAGGACGUCGAGGUGGAGACGGUGAGGUGGGCGAUGGAGAUGGGUGUGUGGGCCGUCUGCCUCGGCGUCGGCCUGCUCGCCACGGCCAGGCGGUUCCGCCGGAAGCGUGCCUUCUGGUGAACGCCGGCCGCUUCCUGCCACGGGUUCUCGUCACGCCCAGACGAAAAUUUUUGCCUGUAGCUUUAAGUGUAAAACCAAAGAUUCUGUACAGGUUUCUCAGGAAUUUCACUUUGCUUUAUGAGUGUACAUUUCCUUUGAUCAACAAAGGCUCGUAGGACUAAGUUCUGUCUGUAGUUUUAAGUGUAAACUCGAAGAUUUGGUGCAGGUUCCUCAACGAUUUCACGAGUUGAUCAACAAAGACAGACUCUUAUCCA
Molecule: messenger RNA, 1178 nt
Organism: Setaria italica (foxtail millet)
Lineage: Eukaryota; Viridiplantae; Streptophyta; Magnoliopsida; Poales; Poaceae
Exons: 1
Coding region: 175-924 (249 amino acids)
Source: RefSeq, a predicted model, not a curated record